This is a messenger RNA of Lactuca virosa, 1716 nucleotides long. The record is from the annotation of a GenBank genome assembly. NCBI's taxonomy places the organism in Eukaryota, Viridiplantae, Streptophyta, Magnoliopsida, Asterales, Asteraceae.
AUGGUUCGAGGAAACAUAUAUGCAACACUUAAGCAUAACUGGACACCAACUCCUCAGAACAUGGUAAAUUCAACCCCAUUAACAAAUACUUAUAAAGUUUUUUUCCGUUUACGCCCAUUAUCUCAAGUUUUGGAUCGAACUAAUCCAUUGACACAAAUAGUUCAUGGGAGAAAAUUGAGUUAUUUGGGCCCGGGGGGAUUGACUGCGCGAACUGCUACUUUUCCAAUACGAGAUAUUCAUCCUAGUCAUUAUGGGCGUAUUUGCCCAAUUGACACAUCUGAAGGAAUAAAUGUUGGACUUAUUGGAUCCUUAGCAAUUCAUGUCAGGAUUGGUCGUUGGGGGUCUCUAGAAAGUCUGUUUUAUAAAAAUUCUGAGAGAUCAAAAGGGGCGCGGAUGCUUUAUUUAUCAUCGGGCAGAGAUGAAUACUAUAUGGUAGCGGCAGGAAAUUCUUUAGCCUUGAAUCAGGGUAUUCAGGAAGAACAGGUUGUUCCAGCUCGAUAUCGUCAAGAAUUCCUGACUAUUUCAUGGGAACAGGUUCAUCUUCGAAGUAUUUUUUCCUUCCAGUAUUUUUCUAAUGGAGCUUCCCUUAUUCCUUUAAUCGAGCAUAAUGAUGCGAAUCGGGCUUUAAUGAGUUCUAACAUGCAACGCCAAGCAGUCCAUAUUUCUCAGUCCGAGAAGUGCAUUGUUGGAACUGCAUUGGAAGGCCAAGCGGCUCUAGAUUCAGGGGCUCUUGCUAUAGCCGAACACGAGGGAGAGAUUAUUUAUACCGAUACUGACAAGAUACUUUUAUCAGGUAAUGGGGAUACUCUAAGGAUUCCAUUAGUUAUGUAUCAACGUUCCAACAAAAAUAAUUGUAUGCAUCAAAAACCCCAGGUUCAGCAGGGUAAAUGCAUUAAAAAGGGACAAAUUUUAGCGUAUGGUGCUGCUACAGUUGGUGGCGAACUCGCUUUGGGGAAAAACGUAUUAGUAGCUUAUAUGCCAUGGGAAGGUUACAAUUUUGAAGAUGCAGUACUCAUUAGUGAGCACUUAGUAUAUGAAGAUAUUUAUACUUCUAUUGACAUACGUAAAUAUGAAAUUCAGAUUAACCAAGGCUCCGAAAGGGUCACUAAUGAAAUACCGCAUUUAAAAGUCCAUUUACUCCGAAAUUUAGACAAAAAUGGAAUUGUAAUGUUGGGAUCUUGGGUGGAAACAGGUGAUAUUUUAGUAGGUAAAUUAACGCCCCAAAUGGUGAAAGAAUCCUCGUAUGCCCCCGAAGAUAGAUUAUUACGAACCAUACUUGGCAUGCGGAAACGUGAAAUAAAAGUAGGCGAUAAAGUAGCUGGAAGACAUGGAAAUAAGGGUAUCAUUUCAAAAAUUUUGCCUAGACAAGAUAUGCCUUAUUUGCAAGAUGGAAGACCUGUUGAUAUGGUCUUCAACCCAUUAGGAGUACUUUCCCGAAUGAAUGUAGAACAAAUAUUUGAAUCUUCACUCGGGUUAGCUGGGGGUUUGCCAGACAGACAUUAUCGAAUAGCGCCUUUUGAUGAGAGAUACGAACAAGAAGCUUCGAGAAAACUGGUGUUUUCUGAAUUAUAUGAAGCCAGUAAGAAAACAGUGAAUCCAUGGAUAUUUGAACCCGAGUCUCCAGGAAAAAGCAGAAUAUUUGAUGGAAGAACAGGGGAUCCUUUUGAACAACCUGUUAUAAUAGGAAAGCCUUAUAUCUUGAAAUUAGUUCAUUAA